Molecule: messenger RNA, 950 nt
Organism: Ipomoea nil (Japanese morning glory)
Lineage: Eukaryota; Viridiplantae; Streptophyta; Magnoliopsida; Solanales; Convolvulaceae
Exons: 5
Coding region: 144-950 (268 amino acids)
Source: RefSeq, a predicted model, not a curated record
UUUCAAGUGUUCAUCCUCAGCCGCAGCAGACUAAUUUUGAUAGUUGGUGUCUUUUUCUGUCAAGAAAUGGUGUAGAGGAACUUAACAUAUCUUUACACAGUAUUGUGAAGGAAUAUAAGCUGCCAUUUUGUUUACUCUCUUGCAUGACAAUUAAGAAACUGAUAGUCGAAGGUCCCUUUAUUGAUUUGCCUGUAAAUGCUUGUGGUAUAUUUUCCAAUGUCACUUCAUUAGCUUUCUUGAAUGUUGUAUUUAAGCGCAAUGUUAAUGGAAUUGCCUCUAGUAUUAGUAUCCCUAAACUUGAGAAGCUGGCUUUGGAACUUUGUAUUGGGAUCAAUAAAUUUGAGAUCAGCCCUCCAAAGCAGCUUGAAAUCUUGUCUGUUAUUCAUUCUAUUGGAGAUGUGGUUGAGUCCAGAUGGCUGGCACCACAUUUGAAAGCCAUUAAGACUCUUUCGUUGUGUGGCUCUUCGUUGCGGUAUAUGGAUGUAUCUUUGUUUCCAACUGCAAUAAAUCUGCAAGUGAUGAAGCUGUAUGGAUUAAGGUUUGGUUGUGGGAAGCAGCUCACCGUUGCUACGCAAUUGCUUCAAAAAUGCCCCAACCUAUGUGAACUAGGAAUUAUGGUGGUGGAUGAGCAGGGAGCUUGGGGGAGUUGGGAGGAUGACAAAGAAGUUGCCUCAAGGCUUUUGGAGGAUCCAGAUGGUUGCUUUGUUAUUCAGGAAUUCAGGAUGCUUAACACAAUCAAGAUUGAAUCAUUCCGUGAAUCCGCACUCAUAAUGCUUUUUAUGAAAAUGCUGCUCUCGAAAUCCCCUGUGCUAGAGAGAGUUGUUAUUUUGAAGCCUUGGGAUAUGAAUGACUCUGAGGUGAGCAAAAUCCUAAGGAAGUUGGAAUGCUUCCCACGUGCAUCUCCAAAAGCACAAAUUGUCUGCUUUAUACCCAUGGUUUUAGCCUUUUAG